AUGGACGACUUUGAGGCCUUCAUGGCAGAUUAUCUGGGGAACGAAGAUGAUUACCGUGGUGUAAGAGCACCUAAAUUUGAGGGCUCCUGGCAAUAUCUUGGAAGCGCCAGUGAUGGUUGGAAAGCCAUAAAUUUUAACCAAGCCCAUCAUUCCUUGCGUCGUGGAGGUUAUAGCCAAGUUGACAAACUACGCCGAGAUUUUCAACAUAGUGUCUAUAAGUUUGGACAAUGCGAUAGGGAAAAUUUGUUGCGUAAAUAUCUUAGAAAAACACUCGUAACGAAAAUUCCCACCGAAGCCGAGGCCCCACAAAGGUUUCUUUAUCUACUGGCCAAGAAGAAUACAAUUAAUCGUAAAUUGCAAUGUGUGGUAGUAAAAAUUUUUACCAAUAGGUUGUUCAUGUUUGUCAAUAGUCGUUUCCCCAUGUAUUAUUGUCAAGGCAUAGUUCAUUACCUAAUGAUGAAUUCCAUUCAACGAUUAGAAGUGCAUGAAUUCUUUUUAAGCGGUGAAUUCAAACUACCGGCUGAUAUUAAUUUUAAUUUUUAUCAUCCUAACCCAGAUUAUUAAACAAUAUUAUUUC
This is a messenger RNA of Hyposmocoma kahamanoa, 577 nucleotides long. RefSeq lists its product as uncharacterized. The transcript has 4 exons. Lineage: Eukaryota; Metazoa; Arthropoda; Insecta; Lepidoptera; Cosmopterigidae. Bases 1 to 564 code for a protein of 187 amino acids. The record is from RefSeq and is a predicted model, not a curated record.